AUGGCUUUAAAAACCUUUGAAUUGUUGAAAGGAUGUGAAACUCAUGAAGAGAUAAUGAAAGUUCUUGCUGCUGUGGCUGUGGAUUUAGGGGAUGUAAUUGAUGAUGUGAGUGUUGUGGAGGUGAAUCCCUUAAAGGGUGCAAUGACAAAUGAGGUUUUUGAGGUGAAUUGGCCGACGAAAAGUGACGGUCAUCUUCGAAGAGUUUUGGUUCGAUUAUACGGUGAAGGUGUCGAGGUUUUCUUCGAUAGGGAUGAUGAAAUUCAAACCUUUGAGUGUAUGUCGAAGAAUGGACAAGGUCCGCGCCUUCUUGGCCGUUUCACUACUGGUCGAGUUGAAGAGUUCAUUCAUGCCCGGACACUUUCAGCUGCCGACCUCCGAGACCCUGAAAUAUCAUCUUUGAUAGCAUCUAAGAUGAAGGAGUUUCACAAGCUUCAUAUGCCUGGUGCAAAGAAGGCUCAGAUUUGGCAGAGAAUGAGGAAAUGGCUUAGUCAUGCUAAAAGUUUAUGCUCCCAAAAGGAUAUCAAAAUUUUUGGCUUGGACAAUCUAGACGCUGAGUUAAGUUCGCUGAGGGAGUUGUUAUCAGAUGGAUAUCAAGAAAUUGGUUUUUGUCACAAUGAUCUACAAUACGGUAACAUCAUGAUGGAUGAAGAGACUAGAUCAAUCACUUUAAUAGACUACGAGUACUCGAGUUACAAUCCUGUUGCGUAUGAUCUUGCAAAUCACUUCUGUGAAAUGGCGGCAGAUUACCACAGUGACACGCCUCAUGUUCUUGACUAUACUAAAUAUCCUGAUCUCGAGGAACGUCGAAGGUUUAUUUAUACAUACCUGAGUUCUGAAGGGGAAAAACCAAGUGAAGAUGAAGUGGAGCAGUUAGUGAAUGUUGUAGAGAAGUACACUCUUGCAAACCAUCUAUUUUGGGGCUUAUGGGGACUUAUCUCAAAUUAUGUGAAUACAAUUGAUUUUGAUUACAAGGAGUACUCAAGGCAAAGGUUUCAACAAUACUGGUUAAAGAAAGCUAUUUUGUUGACAUGA
Molecule: messenger RNA, 1032 nt
Organism: Lathyrus sativus (Indian pea)
Lineage: Eukaryota; Viridiplantae; Streptophyta; Magnoliopsida; Fabales; Fabaceae
Source: the annotation of a GenBank genome assembly